AUGUCUGGGGAAGAAAGUAAAGUUUGCUACUAUGGUGAAUAUCCCCUCAACCCAAGUCCAAUGUUGAUUUUUACAGGCCCCCUAUUUGGCAUGAGACAUUUGCAGACUUUAUUACUAUUCUUUGGUAUUGUCAGCGCUUUCAUUAUCACCGUCAAUAUAGGAGUUGCUGUGGUAGCUAUGACAAAUGCGGCAACCACGAACCCAGAGUUUUUGGAGUUCAAAUGGAGCAAACAAGAAAUCGCCUACAUUUUCUCCAGCUUCUCUUGGGGUUAUGUUAUUAGCCAAUUCUUUGCAGGGCCUCUAUGUAAAGAGCUGGGGGUGAAAAAUACUUUCGGCUGGACUAUCUUAAUUUCGGCUGCAUUGAGUGCCAUUACUCCCUAUUGUGUGAUGUGGAAGGGAUGGCAGGCAUUCUGCCUUAUACGAUUCAUUCAUGGUCUUGUUCAAGGGCUGACAUUUCCCUGCGCCAUCCAGCAUUUGGCCAAAUGGUUACCCGCAAAGGAGCGCAAUCGUUUGGGGGCCUUCAGUUUCACAGGCAUGGAAUGUGGUACAGUCCUGGCUUUAGCCCUUAGCGGGAUUAUAGCCAAAGGUUCCAUGGGAUGGCCUGGCAUUUUUUAUGUCUCGGCCGGGAUAGGUUUCAUGUGGUGUCUGCUAUGGCUUAUUUUUGGCGCCAAUAGUGCUGGUGAGACAAGAUUCAUUUCAAAGGCAGAGAAACAUUUUAUCGAAUCUUCUAUAAAUGGAGCAAGCAAGUCAGAUGUAACAAAAAUACCAACGCCUUGGAAGGCCAUUUUGACAUCGGGCCCAUUUUUGGCAUUGAUUGUAGUUCGCUGUGCUCAUGUUUAUGGCUGGUCUACUUUCGAGACUCAGAUACCCUCCUACUUCCAUGGAGUUCUCAAAAUGGAAAUUAAAUCGAAUGCCUUGUACUCAGCCUUGCCUUUUCUGGCCAGUUGGUUUAUAUCAUUUGUUUAUAUGUUCUUGGGAGAUGUACUGCAAGCCAAAGGAACUGUAAGUCUAACCGCACUGCGAAGAAUUUUCAGCAGUUUGGCAUCAUGGAUUCCAGCACUGGGUUUGAUAGCUAUUGGCUUUAUGAAUCAGGAGACUAAGACUUGGGCCUUGGCCAUUAUGAUUUUGAGUGUGGGUGCCAAUAGUGGCAAGACAAUUGGCAUUCUUCUAAAUAACAUAGAUUUAUCGCCCAACCAUGCUGGUGUAUUGAUGGCCCUCUCGAAUAUUCCAGCCUUUUCGAUGGCCAUAAUAUCUCCCCUGGUUGUGGGAUUUAUUGUCACCGAUGGAUCAUCCCGUCUGCAAUGGCAAAUUGUUUUUGCUAUAGCCUCUGUAAUUUUCUUCCUUGGAAAUUUGGUUUACAUCAUAUGGGGUUCCACUGAUGCUCAACCAUGGAAUGAUGAAAAUUUUCUGGCGAAGGAUUCUGCCACAUCAGUGACAAAAGAGAGUCAGUCAGAGAGUCAACCAGAUGUAGCAAAAAAGGAAACAAAACAAAAUGUGAUUUAA
This is a messenger RNA of Stomoxys calcitrans (stable fly), 1503 nucleotides long. RefSeq names its product putative inorganic phosphate cotransporter. Bases 1 to 1503 code for a protein of 500 amino acids. NCBI's taxonomy places the organism in Eukaryota, Metazoa, Arthropoda, Insecta, Diptera, Muscidae. The record is from RefSeq and is a predicted model, not a curated record. Gene Ontology annotation, cellular component: plasma membrane. Gene Ontology annotation, biological process: monoatomic anion transport; transmembrane transport. Gene Ontology annotation, molecular function: transmembrane transporter activity. The transcript is spliced from 4 exons.